ACCAUAAUCCUGAGCUCCCGAAACCACCUUGCUACUAUCAACGGACACCUGGAGUCCUGGACUGCCGCAGUGGUUGUGGGCAAACGCGCGAUCCAACAGGCAGCAACUCGCCGCCAUCUCCAAAUUCAUCCCAACCUCCCCCCAUCAUUGUCGAAUGAAAACACGGAUACCUACGACAAAGGGCCAAAAGGCCGCCCAAGCAGCGUCCUUAUUUGAGCUCGCCGCGGCAUCCCGUCAUACCAUUUAAAGCCAGCCAUGUCGUACAACGUCUACCUCGCCGAGUCUCUCGGCGGAGGGAAGUCAGACCACCAUGCCAUCCUUGUGCAGCGGGAUGUGCCCUCGAAGACUGGCGAACCGCACUUUCUCUAUCAAGUCAAGGGCUCCAUUGCCCAGGGAAUGACAUACGAGUUCCGCGAAGCCAGAGAAGACGAUUUCAUGCUGGGGAAGACCUGGCUUGGUACUGUUGAUGCCGACGACUUCAACUGCAUCGACCGCAUCUGCUCUUUAGUGCCGCCACCCAAGAAGCAAUUCGACGGCCCGAGAAGACUGUAUCCGAGGGAGAAGCUGUACAAGUGCCAGGCCUGGACUCGCGCUGCGCUCCGGGCGCUAGAAGCCGAAGGCGUCCUUCGAUGCCCGCAUGGCAUUCCGUGGGAGACAAUUCAUGAGAGUAGGAGGACUGACACUUGGAGCAUCUGAGGGAGAGAGCGCAGACAGGCGGCUCUAGAAUGGGAAAUUCUUCUACGACACAUGGUCAAGAGGGCCAAGACGGGAUGUAAUUCGCGUGAGAACGAAGUGAAAAUGACUUCAAUUUUUUUUUUGAAGAA
Molecule: messenger RNA, 824 nt
Organism: Chaetomium strumarium
Lineage: Eukaryota; Fungi; Ascomycota; Sordariomycetes; Sordariales; Chaetomiaceae
Exons: 1
Coding region: 256-696 (146 amino acids)
Source: RefSeq, a predicted model, not a curated record